This is a messenger RNA of Pseudovirgaria hyperparasitica, 165 nucleotides long. RefSeq lists its product as uncharacterized. The transcript has a single exon. NCBI's taxonomy places the organism in Eukaryota, Fungi, Ascomycota, Dothideomycetes, Acrospermales, Acrospermaceae. The annotation marks the transcript as partial. The record is from RefSeq and is a predicted model, not a curated record.
GUAAGACUUAGCUUAAAUAUAAGAAUUAGCUUAAAUAUAAGGCUUAGCUUAAACAUAAGAAUUAGCUUAAGUAUAAGGCUCGACUUAAACGUAAGGCUUAGCUUAAAUAUAAGACUUAACUUAAACGUAAGAAUCGGCUUAAGCGUAAGGCUCGACUUAAAUAUA